AUGACCUGGGCGAGAAAUUCCCAGAAAAACGAUAUAAAUGGCGAUUCAAAACAGCGCGUUGUUUCUGCGGAAGUGGCACCAAGGACGAGCACCGAGCUCAAGCUCAAGCUCCAGCUCCCCUCCACUUUGUCCUCGUCUUCUCGGGGCUGGGGUCCUAGCUCCCGCCGUGAAAGGUGGUGGGGUGAUGUCUGCAGGAUUGACACUUGGCGGGGUGUGUCAGGCCCCCCAGUGAACCGGGGUUGCCAGGCUUAUUGUGGCACACUCGCCAUGAAUCAGCUGCUUCUGGAUCUGGGCGAGGAGCCGGCCGGGUUCCGCACCGCGUCCGGGUUCACUGCUAGGCUUGCCGGGCCUGUCAUUCAUACCCCUUGCCGGCUAACUGACGACGUCCUUGUUUCGAUAUUCGUCUGGCUCCUCCGGGACAGCAUUGUCAUUACCAACGCCGUUGGUGCAGCUAAUGAUCGGGCCAUCAGUGGACUGGUCGACCAGACAAGCGAAUCGAGGGAAAAGGCUGGUCGUUCUAAGCCGGUUGCACGGGGACACCGGCACUGGUUGCGAUAG
Molecule: messenger RNA, 558 nt
Organism: Colletotrichum tamarilloi
Lineage: Eukaryota; Fungi; Ascomycota; Sordariomycetes; Glomerellales; Glomerellaceae
Exons: 3
Coding region: 1-558 (185 amino acids)
Source: RefSeq, a predicted model, not a curated record